This is a messenger RNA of Nelumbo nucifera (sacred lotus), 2510 nucleotides long. It is a transcript of the gene ABCF4, whose product is annotated as general control non-repressible 4. The record is from RefSeq and is a predicted model, not a curated record. NCBI's taxonomy places the organism in Eukaryota, Viridiplantae, Streptophyta, Magnoliopsida, Proteales, Nelumbonaceae. Gene Ontology annotation, molecular function: ATP hydrolysis activity; ATP binding.
UAUAUAUAAAACUGCCCAAACAUCCUAGCAAACCCUAGAAAAUAAAUCCAGCUUCUCUCUAGCCUCUACCGAGCUCCAAUACCAUAUCUGAUCGAUUCUACUUCUGCAGAUGGGAAAGAAGAAGCCCGAUGAUUCUGGUACAGCACCGAAGGGCAAACCCAGCAAGGACUCUUCCUCCGGCAAAGAUGGUAAGAAAGAGAAGUUCUCCGUCUCCGCCAUGCUUGCCAGCAUGGACCAGAAAUCCGAUAAGCCCAAGAAACCCUCUUCCUCGGCUGCCAAGCCCAAGGCAAAAGCAGCUCAUAAGCUCCCCUCUUACACCGACGGCAUCGAUCUGCCUCCCUCUGAUGACGAAGACGAAGAUGUACCCGACUAUGGCUCCGGCGAAGAGGACUCCAAGAAACCCGUUCAGCGCCGGCCCGAGUCAAAGCCUCUUGACAUCAUAGUAUCCGAAAAAGAGUUGAAGAAGAGAGAGAAAAAGGACUUACUUGCUGCGCAUGCCGUCGAGCAGGCCAAGCAGGACGCUCUGAAGGACGACCGCGACGCUUUCACUGUUGUCAUCGGUAGCCGUGCUUCCGUCCUUGAUGGCGAGGAUAGUGCUGAUGCUAAUGUGAAGGAUGUCACGAUUGAUAAUUUCUCUGUGUCUGCGAGGGGGAAGGAGCUCUUGAAGAAUGCUUCGGUUAAGAUUUCGCAUGGGAAGAGGUAUGGGUUGGUUGGACCCAAUGGGAUGGGCAAAUCUACACUGUUGAAGCUUCUUGCUUGGAGGAAGAUUCCGGUGCCAAAGAACAUCGAUGUGCUUUUGGUUGAACAGGAGGUUGUUGGUGAUGAGAGGACAGCGUUGGAAGCUGUUGUCUCGGCGAAUGAAGAGCUUGUGAGGCUCCGGCAGGAGGUUGCGUCUCUGCAGAAUUCGUCGGCUUCUGCUGGAGAUGAGGACAACGAUAACGAUGAUGAUGCAGGAGAGAAGCUGGCUGAGUUGUAUGAGAGGUUGCAGUUGUUGGGGUCUGAUGCGGCCGAGGCUCAGGCGUCUAAGAUUCUUGCUGGGUUGGGAUUCACCAAAGAUAUGCAGGGCAGGGCUACUCGGUCGUUUAGUGGUGGUUGGAGAAUGAGAAUUUCAUUGGCUAGGGCGCUAUUUGUGCAGCCGACCCUUCUGUUGCUUGAUGAACCUACCAACCAUCUUGACCUUCGAGCUGUUCUGUGGUUGGAGGAAUACUUGUGCCGGUGGAAGAAGACUCUUGUCGUGGUGUCGCACGAUCGGGAUUUUCUUAAUACUGUCUGUAAUGAGAUUAUCCAUCUUCAUGACUUAAAACUCCACUUUUACCGUGGAAAUUUUGAUGAUUUUGAAAGCGGGUAUGAGCAACGGCGCAAGGAGAUGAACAAGAAGUUCGAGAUCUAUGACAAACAGGUGAAGGCGGCGAAGAGAUCUGGUAAUCGGGUUCAGCAGGAGAAGGUCAAGGAUCGAGCCAAGUUCAAUGCUGCCAAGGAAGCCUCGAAGAAUAAGGCAAAAGGCAAAGUUGACGAGGACGAGACUCCUCCAGAGGCACCAAAGAAGUGGAGAGAUUACACUGUAGAAUUCCACUUUCCCGAGCCUACCGAACUCACCCCGCCUCUGUUGCAACUCAUUGAAGUCAGUUUUUGUUAUCCAAACAGGGAGGAUUUCAGGCUAUCGAAUGUUGAUGUGGGUAUUGAUAUGGGAACUCGUGUAGCUAUAGUGGGGCCUAAUGGAGCGGGGAAAUCGACUUUACUCAAUCUUCUUGCUGGUGAUUUAGUUCCGACUGAGGGAGAAGUAAGGAGGAGUCAAAAGCUUAGGAUUGGGAGAUAUUCACAGCAUUUUGUGGACCUGUUGACAAUGGAGGAAACCCCGGUUCAAUAUCUUCUCCGGCUUCAUCCUGAACAAGAAGGGCUUAGCAAACAGGAGGCUGUCCGUGCAAAGCUUGGGAAAUUUGGUCUUCCCAGUCAUAACCACCUUACCCCUAUUGCAAAAUUAUCAGGAGGCCAGAAAUCCCGAGUAGUUUUCACUUCAAUUUCCAUGUCAAAGCCCCACAUUUUGCUAUUGGAUGAGCCAACAAAUCAUUUAGACAUGCAGAGUAUUGAUGCACUGGCUGAUGCUCUGGAUGAGUUCACUGGUGGAGUUGUCUUGGUCAGUCAUGAUUCCAGGUUAAUAUCCCGGGUAUGCGAGGAUGAAGAGAAGAGUGAAAUCUGGAUAGUAGAAAAUGGCACUGUAAAGACUUUUCCUGGGACUUUUGAGGAGUACAAGGAGGAGCUUCAAAGAGAAAUCAAAGCAGAGGUCGAUGAGUGAGUUAAAGUUCAAGGCAUUGGCUAUUCUUUCUUUUGAUUUAUAAUAAGUGAGGUGAAUUUAAGAAAAUGUUCUUUGUUUCCCCUUUGUUAUUUGUGAGGAGUGUCUUUAUUGUUGCGGAGAUGUAGGAAAAACAAACCCUAUGCGUUAAUGUUUGGGUUUUUCUACUGAUAUGAAAAACGUCUUUAAAUAUGGAAUGAGUUUGAUUACUUGGUAUCCA